Molecule: messenger RNA, 1656 nt
Organism: Aspergillus vadensis CBS 113365
Lineage: Eukaryota; Fungi; Ascomycota; Eurotiomycetes; Eurotiales; Aspergillaceae
Exons: 6
Coding region: 1-1656 (551 amino acids)
Source: RefSeq, a predicted model, not a curated record
AUGAGGGAUGAAUGGAAGAGGCAGAUCAGAAGAGGUGAAGAAGAUGAUCAAGCUAUCAAUGUAUCUACACAUGGUAUAAUUAGUUACUUUAGUAGUCUAGUAGUGUACAUAAUAUUAAUUCUCGGUAUGUUGGUUUUCUUGUGGACGGACCCCCUCGGGAUCAAAAUUACGCAUAUGGCCGGUCAAACACUCUCUCUUCCUUUUCACUCUCGCUCCCCCGAGUCCUCGCUGCCUCGUUCCUCAUCUUUGCUUUCCCCACGAAACGUCCGACCCAAACCCCCAUCUCCAUCCCCUGCAGCGGCCCUUCUCAUCUCUUUUUCUAGUCGAUUUUCUCCGGCCAAUCCAUCCACCAUCGAUUUCUUCAACCCUUUCGUCGUGAACAUGGGUCGGACCGUCGACCAGGAAGUUCACGCGGCGUUCGUCGAGUUCCGCGCCAAGGAAGACGAUAAGUGUCUUUCCGUCCAGUGUAUCUACUGCCAGCAGAUUCGCGCAAAGAACACCUCACGCCAGAAGCAGCACCUGCUCGAGUGUCCCGGUCUCCGCGGCCACACCAACCCCCAGGCCCAGUCCCAGUCUGCCCCCUCUGCCCCGAAUGGCAUCGCCGCUGCCAAUGGAUACCCUCCCACCCCCAAUGGUGCUGCGGCCACCGCGCCGGGGGCUGCUCCUGGGCCCGGUGCUCUCGCGACUCCCAACGGUCCCAUGAUGUCCAACGGUGUCAAUCCUCAUGCUACCCCGAUGCAGACGCCAUUGCAGAACAUGCAGAGUCGCGCCUCUCUCCCGACAUCAGGCCCGGCCGGAACCGCCUCCACCGUCUCUGCUACCCAGCAGGCAGCUCGUGCCACUCCCAAAGCGAAGCCUAAGAACUCGACUUCGAAUCUUCCUGCCCCGCCCCUCGAUGAUGUUCAUGCCGCGUUCGUGGAGUUCCGUGCCAAAGAAGAAGACAAGGUGAGCGAGGACAUGGCCCGCGUGUUGCCCGAUAGAACCCUAUGUCUGACAGGAGACCCCCACCAGUGUCUGUCCGUUCAAUGCAUCUAUUGCCAGCAGGUCCGCGCAAAGAAUACCAGCCGUCAACGUCAGCACUUGUUGGAAUGCCCCACCUACCUCAGUGUUAUGAAAGAUUCGAUCCCCGCAAACAACCUUCUUCAUACCUUCCCCGAAGGCGACGUGGCGCGUUCCCUGCAGAUCCCCGCGCCUACCCUGGAGCUGGACUUCCGCAUGAGCAUUAAGAUGAAUCCGAAGGUGUCGGUAGGUGAGAGUAUUUGGGGUCAACGUGAUUGGGUAACAUUCGUCGGUGGUCAGUGGGCUGGUCGAUGGGGUAAGGGUGUCGUUCUGCCUGGCGGACAAGACUCGCAGGUCGUGACCAAGGAAUCUUCUACACAUCUCCGAGCGAGCUACAUGCUCCAGACCGCCGACGAUCCCCCCGCAUACAUUGUCGUGAAGACCAACGGCUGGUUAACCGGAGCCAAGGACAUUCUGGACAAGGUUAACGACCCCGGUAUGGCGGAUAGCAUCAACCCCAAUACAUACAAAUAUCGCAUCAACUUGAACAUGGAAACUGGAGACGAACGUUACGCGUUUUUGAACACUCUGAUGUGGAUCGGAAGUGGCUGCCGCAGGGGCCACGAAGUCAUCUUUGAUGCAUUCCGCGUCAACUAA